GCCAGAUGCUGCCAGAGAGGAUGGGGAGGAGGGGCACCAUGGCAUGGUGGUGAUGCUGGCGUGGGGUGGGCUGCAUGGUGCUGCAAGUCUAAGCACCCCAAGCCCCUUGGUGUCUAGCUGUCUCCAAGGCUGCCACAGCUAACUGCAGCAUCGCUAAUGACAGCAGGCAGAGGUCCGGCAAAACAUGGCAUGCACGGAGCACUCUGCCAGACACUGGCAGUGCCGGGGUAACCAGCUGCAUGAGGGGCGCUCAGCUCAGGGUGAGGGCUAGGAUGGGCAGCCCCAGUGCAGAGCACCCCAACCUGUACCGUGCCGUGGGGCUGGAGGUGGAGCAGGCACUCCCCGUGGGACCACCGUGGUGGUGCCACUGCCCUGCCUGCACCCAACUUAAAUGCCAUGGCCAAGGCGGGCAUCUUCACUUCUCGUGCCUGUGCCCUUACGCAGGGGGCACCAUAAGGCAGGGGCCGGGGUCCCAGUGUGUGCAGCCACUGGUGCAGGGGCCCUGCUGGUGUGGGCAGCACAAGGCCCUUCCUUCUUCUGUGUGGUGUGUCAAGGGGUGUGCCAGGAUGUGCCAUUCCUGCCAGUUUCCCAGGGAACCAGCAUGUGCCAUGACACAGCCAAAAUCAGCAAAGGUGAGGGCAGCAGCAGCAGCGGGAGCCUGGCGCAGGCGCAGGGCUGCAGGCAGGCCAUGGUGCUGACGGCCACUCAGGGGGGUGCCAUGGGGCAGGGGCUCUGCGGGCACCCCAGGGUCUUGUCCCCACCAGCAUCCCCACCGCUACCCCAUCACCUCACUCUCUGAGUUGUUCCCUGCUGCCAGCAGGUCUCCCUGGCAACAGGUCCCCUUGUGCCACCACCACUCCCGAUGCUAUUUAUAGCCCUGCGCCGCUAAGCACCAUCAUGCUGGCACUGCUUGGCAAUGGGGGGAGGCUGGCAUGGCUGGGGCAUCCUGCAUGGCACAGCUGGCACAGCCACAGUGUCUCCAUGGGGCACAGAGCAUGGCUGGCAUGGCCACAGCAUCCCCAUGGGGCACAGGGCAUGUCUACAGUGGCCCUGUGGGGUGCAGGACAUGGCUGGCACAGCCACAGUGUCCCCGUGGGGCACAGAGCACAGCUGGCACAGCCACGAUUCCCCAUGGGGCACAGGGCACAGCCACAAUUCUCCAUGGGGCACAGGGUACCACUGGCAUAGCCGCAGCGUCCCCGUGGACCACACAGGUCAUGGCUGGCACAGCCACAGUUAUCCCCAUGGGCACAGGGCACAUCUACAGUGUCCCUGUGGAGUGCAGGUCAUGGCUGGCACAGCCACAGUGUCCCUGUGGGGCACAGGGCACCACUGGCACAGCCUGGCUGGCACAGCUGUGGUGUCCCUGUGGGGCACAAGGCACUGCUGGCAUGGCCACAGUGUCCCAAUGGGUUGCAGCAUGACUGGCACGGCAGCAGUGUACCCAUGGAGCGCAGGGCACGGCUGGCACAGACACAGAGUCCCCAUGGGGUGCAGAGUAUGGCUGGCACAGUCUCCGUGUCCCCAUGGGGCGCAGGGCACAGCUGGCACAGGCACGGUAUCACUGUGGGGCGCAGGGCAUGGCUGGCAUGACCACAGUGUCCCCACAGGGCACAGGGCAUGGCUGGCACAGCCACAGUCUCCACGGACCACGCAGGGCAUGGCUGGUACAAGGCACAGCUGGCACAGCUGGGGUGGCCAUGUCAGGGGAUCUUGUGGAUCAGCAGUUCCUGGGGUGGCCAGCGUGGGCACAGGGGGUCCCGCCGCCCCAGUGGAGCUGGCAGCCAGCGGUGUGGGGGGAGCACCGCCAGCCCCAGGGGCUGAGUGUGGCUGCUGCCCACGGGCAGAGCUUUAGCCAGGCACAGGGUGGGCUGGCAGAGCCGUGGGUUUCCUGUGGGGUGUCCCGGCCAGGGUGGGCACCCGGCGCACACUCGGGCUGUGUGCCAGGAGCCAUGUUUGCCAAAAUCAUGCUUGUGGUCAGGGCCUGCAGCCCCUGCCCUGCAAGAGGUGGGGAGGGCAGGGGGGGCACCAGCCAUGCAGGCGUUCGCCUGCCGCCACAGCGCGGCGCAGCCCUCGGUGCAGCCACGCUCCGGCCACCGGCAGCAGUGCAGCGGCCACCGGUGCCAUGCAUGGACCCCUGCGCUGCAGGCCAUGGGGCAGCGGUGACUGCCCUGGCAGCCCCCAGCCUCACAGCCCCCUGCCCCUGCCCACACUGUGUGCCGGCCAGUGCAGGCAGCUGCUGGCCAUGCUGUGCCAUGUGGAGCAUGUGGGGCAAACUGCGGCGCAGCGUGGCCGGGGAGGUUGGUGGUUGCAGCCACUGAGUAACAAUUUUCCAACAUACGGUUCACUCGCCAAAACAAAUGUAGAUUCAGGUCAGCCAGAAUCACUUGUCAGCCAAAAAUAAUUGGGAAAAAAUGCUAAAAAAGUCAAAAUACUUAUUUUGAGGAGUCUCUCAUUCUCAAACAAUGCUGAAUUUAGCCGCGUUUAUUUCCGUUAUUUUUCUAAUAAGAAUAAGUGUUUUCUUUUCAUUACGGGAGAAAGCCUGAAAUGUUUUCAGGCUGGAUCAGCCUUUUUCCCCCCAUCGCAGCUGACAACCACCAGCAAGCUGCAUGCCCAGCACCAAUUGUCACUUGCUGGUGGUGUCAGUGACAGAGUCCCCAAGGAUUGGGGAUGGGCCAUGCCACCCACAGCGCUUGCGGCUCCGUCACGGGGAGAGCCAUACCCUUUCCCUCCCUCCAGUGAGCUCCCUGUGCCAGCCGCGGUGCUGGCUGUGCCACAGUACAGCACUGGCUCUGCCCCCAAGGGAUUUGCUUCUUCGGUGGUGCCAGGGUCCUGGAGGGCUGGGGGACAGGAAGCCCUCCCCGGGAAGGGACCCCCAUGGCAUGGCCCCAGCCCUUGUCUCGCCACACUGCAGCCCUUUGGCACUGGCUGUUUCCUGCUUGCUGAGGUCCCCAGACCUGUAAUCAGUCAGCUCGGAGGCAUAUUUUUAGUGAGCGCAGCAGGCUGGCACCAUCCCCUUGGCCAGGCAUGGCCACUCCUCAUCCCUGGAUGGUGUCAGGGCUUCCCUUGCCAGGCACUGGGCACAACCCCGUGCCACCCAUGGCAGGGACACCCACUACCCAUGCCCCAGCAUGCCAGCGCUGUUGGCAUGGGCAGAGGCUGCCUGGCAGGGUCCCAGUAGCUCAGCUAGGGUCACCAGCCCUGCUGCAGUGGGGACAGGGACAGCGUGGUCCCCUCUAGCCUUCCCUCCUCUUCCUCACCCCCAACAGCCUCCGAGGGCCAUCACUGCCCCUCACCAGCCCCAGUGCUGCAGCUGGAACAGUAAUGUACAGCUCUGGGCACUGUCCCUUGCCCGUCUGUGCUGGGACACCCUCAGCCAGGCCCUGGUGUCAGCGGGUGAGCCCCUACCCUGUGCUAGCCUGGGGCAGGGAUGGGGCAGGGGACAGAGGUAGGAUGAAGAUGGAGAUGGGAUGAAGAUAAGAUGGAGAUGGAGAUGGGGCAGUGGAUGGAGAUGAGGAUGGGGAUGGA
Molecule: messenger RNA, 3528 nt
Organism: Falco peregrinus (peregrine falcon)
Lineage: Eukaryota; Metazoa; Chordata; Aves; Falconiformes; Falconidae
Exons: 2
Coding region: 917-1855 (312 amino acids)
Source: RefSeq, a predicted model, not a curated record